Messenger RNA from Gastrolobium bilobum, 2217 nucleotides. RefSeq names its product GATA transcription factor 26. The record is from RefSeq and is a predicted model, not a curated record. Gene Ontology annotation, molecular function: sequence-specific DNA binding; zinc ion binding. Gene Ontology annotation, biological process: regulation of DNA-templated transcription. The transcript is spliced from 8 exons. Lineage: Eukaryota; Viridiplantae; Streptophyta; Magnoliopsida; Fabales; Fabaceae. The coding region runs from base 380 to 2005 and encodes 541 amino acids.
UUCCUCUUUUUUCAGAACCAUUUUUGAGAUUCUUCCAAUGGUCUUCUCUCUUCCAUAGGAUUUCACAGAGUCCCAUCUAUAAUUCACACAUCAAUCCCUUCAAUUAUAGUUGGUGUGUGGAUGUUUAUGUGAAUCUUUUUUCAAGGACUAUAAAAGACAAAACUUUUCUGGGUUUAUUGGCUCUUGCUUUGUUCUGCAAACUAUUUUUCUGAGUUUUCUCCUGGAAAAAUAAAAAACUUUUCAAGAGAAUUAUUGUAUAUUAAAAAAAAAAUUCCAUUUCUCUUAGAUUUUUAUCCAAACAAAAAAUAUAUAUUUCUCUCUCAUUUUUCUGCAAAUUUCUCCAUAUUUUUUUUUAUUAAUUUGUGGAAAAGAUUGAGACAUGGGCAAGCAAGGGCCUUGCUAUCACUGUGGAGUUACAAGCACACCACUUUGGCGCAAUGGACCACCAGAGAAGCCAGUACUAUGCAAUGCAUGUGGCUCUCGAUGGAGGACAAAGGGAACCCUUGCAAAUUAUACCCCUUUACAUGCUCGGGCAGAAACUGAUGAUUAUGAGGACCAAAGGGUUUCCAGGGUAAAGAGCAUAUCAUUAAAUAAGAACAAAGAAGUGAAAUUGCUCAAACGAAAGCAGAACCAUGAUAAUGUAGUAUCUGGAGUGCUUGCACCUGAUUACAACCAGGGAUUCCGAAAGGCUGUAGAUGAAGAUACAAGCAAUAGAUCGAGUUCAGGAUCAGCUAUAUCUAACUCAGAGAGUUGUGCACAAUUUGGCGGCAUGGAUGCUAGUGAUCUUACAGGUCCUGCUCAGUCAGUGGUCUGGGAUGCCAUGGUUCCUUCAAAAAAGAGGACAUGUGUGGGUCGUCCAAAGCCUUCUUCUGUUGAGAAGCUCACUAAAGAUUUAUGCACUAUUCUUCAUGAACAACAGUCUUAUUUUUCUGCAUCUUCUGAAGAAGAUCUUCUUUUUGAAAAUGAAACACCAAUGGUCUCUGUCGAGAUUGGACAUGGAAGCGUUCUCAUUAGGCAUCCUAGCUAUAUAGCUCGUGAAGAAGAGUCUGAGGCUAGCUCUCUUUCAGUUGAGAAUAAACGAAGCUCAAUUAGUGAGGCAUAUUCGCAUCCUGGUGCCAUUCUUACGCAUAAUGAUUCCAGUCUCAUGAACUUCUCCUCACCUCCAGGAGUUCAAAAGGUCAGAAACUCUGCUGGCCAAGGAAUGCAGCAGGAUCAACUUAAAAGUGACAAGUUUCAGCUUGAAAGAGUACAAAUCCUUGGAAGUCAUGAUUCACCACUACGCUUAAUAGAUUUAAAUGAUGUAGUAAACUAUGAAGAGUUUUUGAAAAUCUUGACAAAUGAAGAGCAGCAGCAAUUACUGAAGUUUCUUCCUGUGGUUGAUACUGCUAAACUUCCUGAUAGCCUUAAAGUCAUGUUCCAUAGCUCUCAAUUCAAGGAGAACUUAAGUUAUUUUCAGCAGCUUCUCACGGAAGGUGUCUUUGAUAUCUCUUUGUUGGGUCCAAAACCUGAAGACUGCAAGACUUUGAAAAGUCUUGUAUUGUCCAAUCUGUCAAAAUCAAAAUGGGUAGAACACUAUAAUUUUCUGAAGAGAUGUAAACACAGAGCUGGAAAAUCUGGUGCUCUGGGAUCUACUGGGACAGCAUCAAUUAAUGUUGCAAAUUGCAAGAGAAUGCGUGACAACCGAAAUCAAACCUUUCCAGAAUUGAGGACAAUAAUGAGGAGUCCCAAAAGUGUGAUCACAAAGGCUGGCUGUGAGGGCAAAGAAGCUGCAGAAGAUGGCACAUGCUAUAGUCCAAAAAGCUUAUUUGCUUUGCCUCCUGAUGCUAGCUCCCUCCUUCGGGAUUCCUUAAACUUUGUAGAGGAGAGUUCUGAUCAGGAUCUGCUGCUAGAGGUGCCAUCUAACAGUUCUUUUCCACAGGCAGAACUCCUUAACCCAACUUUAAGCUUUGGUGCUCAAACCAGUACUAGUAGUAGCUCAGUAUAUUCAUAUAUUAUCCACCAUUAAGUAAUCUUAACAAGUUUACUCGGGUGGCUAACUGGUUACUGGCUAUUAGUAGUUCUGUCGCAUAUUUUACAUCUUAUAUAUAUAUGAUGGUUGUGCUUUUGUUUACUUGCAACCUUCUUGAGCUUGGAUUGCCAACGAUGCAAGUUGGGUGGGGUUUUUUUUUUUUUUUUUUUGUAUAGGUUAGUGACAGGUUGUAACAUAUAACAUGAAAU